AGUGAUUCCGGUCGGUUGUCUUCCAAGUUCGUUCGCUGAAGACUCCGGAGGAUUUCAAGUGCACAGGUUGGAUGGUGUAGUUACUUGUGUCCGUCUGCGUUGUGAUAUACUUUAUUGUGUCUAGAGCUCUUGGUUCAAGAUGUCCGCAUCACCGCAUCAUCAAACGGAAUUCUUGAAUGGACCAGAUCAGCUCAUACCAUGUAAUGUUCUGAAGACAUGGGACCCCAAAGGUGCAGUUAAGCUGGGUAUUGGAAAUGAAGGAGUGUCUGCCCAUCCCCCAAUUUCUGUACCCUCUUUCCUAAAGAGGUCUGCUGAUAAAUAUCCAAAUGUAACCGCGCUGGCCGUCAAAAGAAAUGGGGUGUGGAGAGAAAUAACUUUCAAGAACUAUUACGAACAAGUUAGAACUCUGGCUAAAGCUUUCAUCAAGUUAGGCCUAAAACAGUUCCAUGCAGUGUGUAUCCUUGGUUUCAACUCACCGGAAUGGUUUAUUUCUAACCUUGCUGCUAUAUUUGCAGGAGGUGUUUCAGUCGGUGUAUAUACAACUAAUUCCCCAGAAGCUUGUGCUCAUUGUGCUCGGAGCAGCAAAGCGCAGAUCUGGGUUGUUGAAGACCAGAAACAACUUGACAAGAUUUUGAAAAUUCGAGGAAAUCUGCCUUACUUGAGUACCAUUAUUCAGUAUUUAGGAACUCCAACUGUGGAAGGCGUUUUAAGCUGGGAAGAAGUUAUGGAUUUGGGAAGACAACAACCGGAUACAGAACUCGAAGAGAAACUGCGCCGUAUCGCUAUUAACCAAUGCUGCACUCUGAUUUUCUCUUCUGGAACCACUGGCUUACCUAAAGGAGUGAUGCUUAGCCAUGACAACUUGACAUGGACCGCUCAUGCCAACUCUAUCAAUAUUGAUCUCGUCACUGGAAAUGAGUCGGUUAUCAGUUUCCUGCCCUUAUCACACGUUGCAGCACAAAUGGCUGACUUGUACAUAUGCAUGUAUUUAGGUGGUACCUGCUACUUUGCGCAACCAGAUGCUCUGAAAGGGACUCUAGGUACUACUUUGAAAGAGAUUCGUCCGACAGUUUUAGUUGGUGUCCCCCGUGUAUGGGAAAAGAUGUAUGAAAAAAUCACAGAAGCUGAAAAUAAGAAUAAAGGCAUUAAGAAGUCUCUUAUUACUUGGGCAAGGUCCAUUGGCCUAGCUGCACACGAUCACAAUCAGUUGCAAAACUUCAGAAAACCGUUAGGCUUUCCUGUUGCAAAUGCACUAGUUUUCAAAAAGGCUAAAAAGGCCUUAGGUCUCGAUAGGUGCAAAGUUUUCAUCUCUGCUGCAGCUCCUAUAUCGCCAGACAUUGUACAGUAUUUUCAUAGUCUAAAUAUCACGCUCACCGAGGUCUACGGCACGUCUGAGUCUACUGGUCCUCACACGAUAGGCCUUUCGAAAACCUUCAGAGCAGGCAGUUGUGGAAUAACCCCACCAGGGUUUAAAACAAGGAUUGUCAAUGUAGACAAAGAUGGCAAUGGGGAAAUAUACUUGGGAGGCCGCAACAUUGCAAUGGGAUAUCUGAACUUGAAGGAGGAAACCAAUGAAGCCAUAGAUGACGAGGGGUGGCUCCAUACCGGUGACAUUGGUUGUCUAGACGAGCACGGCUUCUUGUAUAUCACAGGCCGUAUAAAGGAAAUAGUCAUCACUGCCGGGGGAGAGAAUAUAGCGCCUGUACCUAUAGAAGAUGCUGUUAAAGCGGAACUUCCUUGUAUCAGCAACUGCAUGCUCAUCGGGGACAAGAGAAAGUUCUUGUCGAUGCUCCUGACGCUAAAGACAGAGAUGGACUUGGACACCGGAGAGCCACUGGACGCGCUGGCCCCAGCGGCUCUGGAGUGGUGUCGCGGCGUCGGCUCUCAAGCUCAAACGGUGCAGGAAGUCUUACUGCUUUCAGAUGACCUCACGACAGCGAUCCAUGAGGGCAUUGAAAGGGUAAACAAAUCUGCCAUUUCCAACGCCCAAAGGAUACAGAAAUGGGUGAUCUUGCCGAAAGACUUUUCCAUACCUGGAGGCGAACUUGGCCCAACCAUGAAGAUGAAGAGACACGUCGUUCUUCAGAAACAUGGCGAUGUCAUUGAGAAAUUCUACGCAUGAUUCUCAUUAUACUUUUCUACAUAAAAAGAAAACUCAUUUGGCGUUAACACGGCUCAAAUCAAGGAAAGCAGAAAUUAUAUGUAGGACAAUCAUUUAGAAGUAAACUAAGCAUCAUACUUAUUGUGAUAUAGGUAUAAAGUCUUUGCUUUUUCGAUGAUUACGAGUCAUGCGCAGUGAAGUUCUUUAUUAGAAAAGGGAAAUUUAUGGAACAGAUUAUUUUUGAACUGGAAUCAGAAGUGUU
Molecule: messenger RNA, 2363 nt
Organism: Macrobrachium nipponense
Lineage: Eukaryota; Metazoa; Arthropoda; Malacostraca; Decapoda; Palaemonidae
Product: long-chain-fatty-acid--CoA ligase ACSBG2-like
Exons: 7
Coding region: 140-2122 (660 amino acids)
Cellular component (GO): endoplasmic reticulum; membrane
Molecular function (GO): long-chain fatty acid-CoA ligase activity
Source: RefSeq, a predicted model, not a curated record